Messenger RNA from Sinocyclocheilus rhinocerous, 5311 nucleotides. Its product is annotated as zinc finger protein GLIS2-like. Gene Ontology annotation, biological process: regulation of transcription by RNA polymerase II. The transcript is spliced from 7 exons. The record is from RefSeq and is a predicted model, not a curated record. Gene Ontology annotation, cellular component: nucleus. Gene Ontology annotation, molecular function: DNA-binding transcription factor activity, RNA polymerase II-specific; RNA polymerase II cis-regulatory region sequence-specific DNA binding. The coding region runs from base 104 to 1588 and encodes 494 amino acids. Lineage: Eukaryota; Metazoa; Chordata; Actinopteri; Cypriniformes; Cyprinidae.
AGCAAACAUCCCCCUUGGAAAGUUUAAGGUGGAGACCAGCGCUGGGCCAUAACACAUCCAGGAGGUUUUACAGAAGGUUGCAGGCUCCGGACCGCAUGCUGUCAUGCUGUCCUUAGACGAGCCACUGGACCUGAAGGUGCCGAGGGGGCGGGUCAGUGGGCGGGACAGAGGCACCAGGUCUCCGCCCACUCUCACUCCCUCUCCCAUUCACGGCAAGGGGGCGGGGCAGCUGCGGAUGGCAGACGACGGGACCGCCGUCAUCGUUCCAGCGUCUCCUGCCUCUCCACACACAGCAGGUAUCCUGCAGGACAAGUCGGAGACCCCCACAUCGCCCGCCGUGGACCUCAGCAUGUCCCCGUCCUCCCGAAACACAGCCUGCUCUCCGGAUCUCUCCAAUGGAAAUGGCUCAGCUCCCAUUUUCCCCAGGGACUCAGCUCAUAUCCGUUACAUGGAAGGAGGAGCCACAUCUCAAGCGUUCCAGUUCUUUGUGCCCAUUGGAGGAGGUGGAGGGCUUCACCUCCCUUCAUCGAUGUUCAUUCGGCAGCCCAAGGACACAAGAGCUUCUCCAGACCUCUCUGCAGAUGAACAGCUGGCCUGUCGCUGGAGGAAGUGCCACCUACUUUUUGACUCCUUGCAAGACCUGGUGGAUCACGUCAAUGACUUCCAUGUAAAGCCUGAGAAGAAUUCUGGGUACUGUUGCCACUGGGAGGGAUGUGCACGCAAAGGACGGGGAUUCAACGCCAGGUACAAGAUGCUGAUACACAUCCGUACUCACACCAAUGAGAAACCUCACCGCUGUCCCACCUGCAACAAGAGCUUCUCCCGACUGGAGAACCUCAAGAUUCACAACCGCUCACACACAGGAGAGAAGCCCUACAUCUGUCCAUACGAGGGCUGCAACAAGCGCUACUCCAAUUCCAGUGACCGGUUCAAACACACGCGCACACACUAUGUGGACAAGCCCUACUACUGCAAGAUGGUGGGCUGCUUGAAACGCUACACAGACCCCAGCUCCCUAAGGAAGCAUAUCAAGGCUCAUGGGCACUUUGUAGCCCAGGAGCAGGGAAGUCCGGGUGGGGUGGGCUCAAUGAUGAAGCCGGGGCAGAUCGCAGGGGCAGGGAAAGAAUCUGAGCUGACUUACGUCAGUGGGGCCCACAUCAUCAUUCCUGGUGCUGCCGCUGCUUUCCUGGGCAGUCACGGUCUGCAAGGUCUCGGAGGCUCCCUCCCCUUGUCCCCCCUCAGUCCCUGUCCCUUGGACUUGAGCACACUGGGCUGCCCAAGCUCCCCUCCAGCUGGGCUUGGGGGGACAUCCAUCCUGUCCUUCAGCGGUUCCCCGCUUGGUCUGACCAAGUCACACUUUCUGUCUCCUACCUUCUCAUCUUCCACGUUGGGGUUGCCCAUGGUGCCCAUUUUGGGCUCGGAGCGCAGGGACCAUGGCAAGGGCAAGGGCAAGGCCAGAGGCAAGGAGGGUGAGGACGAGAUCCAUGGCGGUGUGCUCAACCUGUCUACGGGGGCAUCCCACGACCUCCUGUCUUGGGUUGUCAUCCCUUCUGGCCCAGUGGUGCUGAAGCCAGCUGUGGUCAACUGAGGACCACAUUCCAGAGGAAUGGCAGGGGAAGGGUGGGGGUGGAACAGGGGUCAGAGAUCAGAGGCAAGCAUGUGGGGGGGUUUCACAAAGCAAAUGCAGUUAUGCUUGGAGGUGACACAAUCUUCUUCAACUUUUAGCGCUACUUCAGUUCUAAUUUGUACCUUAUGGUUGGACACAGCUACCUGUUUCUUGUGAUAACCGAGAUGGUAUCUUGAAGAAAAUUUAGCGUAACGAUUCAGAAAGUGGCCAAACAUUCACCUCCGUUCCUUUCUCUUUCUCUCUGGCUUAUCUUUUUACCAGGGUUGUCCAAUCCUGCUCCUGGAGGGCCACCUUCCUGGAUAGUUUAACUUCAGUCUACACCAACACACCUGCUUGGAAGUUUUGAGUAAUACUGAAGAGCUUGAUUAAGCUGUGUUUAAUUAGGGUUGGGACUAAACCAGUGGUGGGCAACUCUGGCCCUCAAGGUCCACUGUCCUGCAGAGUUUAGUUACAACAUUUACCAAACACAAACUAAACCCUACACUAGGCAGAUGAGUUUGUUAGAGCUAAACUUUGCAGGACAGUGGACCUUGAGGGCCAGGGUUGCCCACCCCUAGUCUAAACUCUGCAGGAAGGUGGCCCCCCAGAAGCAGGAUUGGACCCUAAGUUGUAUCCGCUUUGUUUUUGUUUUUUUUGUUUUAUGAGAGCACUGAUCUAAAGGCAGACUUAAGAAUCUGUGCCCUUGCUUCAAGAGACAAUUGUAUUUAUGUUUAAGAGAAACUUUUGGACGACAGUGUACGCAACACACUAAAGACACAAACGUGUGCUAUUAUUCUUCAGGAACUGACCUUCAAGCUAUUCCAUGCGUUAUGAAAAGACCUCUGAGCGUAGAAAGCCAGAGAUUUUUGAGGCUAAAUCGCAUGGGUCUGGUCAGGUUUGCAAAGGGGUGCUGAGGUCGUAGGUCAGGCGAGAGCAGCUCAUUUACUGGCCUAGUAGUGUCCAAUUCUGGCCCUGGAAUGCCACUUUCCUGCAGAGUUUAGUUUCUACACACCUGGCUGUAAGUUUGCAGUGAUCUUGAAGACCUUGAGUAGCUGGUGCAGGUGUGUUUACAUAGGGCUAGAGCUAAACUCUCCCGGACGGUGGCCAUUUAGGAGCAGGAAUGGACAACCCUGCUUCAAACUGUCCCGAGUUCCACCUCAGUCAGAGGGUACCCUUUGCAUCCCUUGCAAGUGAACUUCUUUAGCUCAAUGCUAUUACAAGCUAUAUGACGAAACUUGCAUUUGCUGCUAGCUGUGUCACUGCAAUAUUAGCAAACAUCUUUGAAUAAAAAUAGACAAAGUAUGAACGACAAUCUGUCCUCUGAGGAGGAGGAAAUAGAAACCUUGACUAGCUCUAUUUUGUUGAAUAAGAGAUUUACAGACACAAGGCUCAGACUGACUGAGUUUUAAGUUAUACAAGGGCACAAACUCUACAAGCGGUAAUGCUAAUGCCCUAUAGGACAUGGCACUGAUGUAAAUAGUGCCAUCUUCUGGUCAUUACUUGUAUUGCACACUACUAGUUGAACCAAGGGCCAGAUUUAACAGUAUUGCCCUGCUUUGCAGUAUACUAGCUUGGCAGGGUAAAACAAAUAACUUUUGGUUGAUGCAGAAUAGUGGAAUGUUUAAAAUAAACAUUAUCCACAACCAAGUGAACAUGCUGACACGUGCAAUGGUAUAUUGCAACAAUUAAGGGUCUAGUUUGGUUUCUCAGUUUGUUUUCACAGUUUGCCCCAUAUUAAAUCACUGUGCUAAAAAUCUAAUCGUAUACCCAGAGAUUAAAGUAGAGACUUAAUAAUAAAGUGUAGAAAGCACUAUUCAGGUGGCCAAAAGAUAGCAUUUUGAUUUAAGACCCUUUCACAUGACCCACAUCAAUGUUCUCCAACGCAUCAAACUCUAUAGCGAGGCAUCGAGUUUCAGCAUCACUCCUGACGUCACCUUACACAAAUGGAGCUGUACGCGACGCUCCUAGUACUAAAAAUUUCACAUUGGACCCCAUUUGCCUCUGAUUUUCCCUAGCUGCAUGAUGCAUCAUUGUGAUACAUCAUACAAACUGAAAAUCAAAACUCAAAAGACAGAUUCUGUGCUAGAUUUUAGGCACAUUAAGUUGUACAACACAACCUUUAAGGCAGAUAUUCAUAUUCUACCUUUUAUGGUGCUAUCUGCAAAGUCCUGAAGUGGGUCAUGUGAGUGAGAUUUUACACAGUCUUUGUCAUCAAUGUGUCGCGAUCAAGACCUCAUUCAGAUUAAAAUAACGCUCUUGAUUAAGCCUUCUCUCCUGAACUCAGGCACUCAGGAGAAGUACUUCUGUAAGAGAGAUGACAUAUUUAGAGCUUCUUUCCGUAAUGUCCAUUACUCGUAGAUUGGGAUAAAAAAAUUAAUUAGGGAAACGAACGAAUGUAAUUUAAAAACAUUCCGACUGAAAUAAUCGCACUUCCUUAAAGCAUGUACCCUGCCCUCCCCUCCAAACCAUUUUUACACUCAAGAGUCUUAUUCCAUAAUUAUUUUUGUUUUAUUGUUUGUAGAAAACUAUACAAUUAUUGCCAUUUUGUUUUACUGACUUUGUUUUGGACGUGACAUUUCCUGAUGUUGAAGUUGCUUUGUUUCUGCUAUUGCUUCUCUGUGUUCAGCUUUCUCCAGCUAGUGAAUCGCGAGGAAAGAGGGAGAAGUGACAGGAGGAGGUGACGGAUAAGUUUGCGGAAAGUGUUUGAGUAAGAAACCCUCACAUUUAGCCCAUAAUCAUACCACGAUGUUUGAAGUUUACAUACUGUAUAAUGUAUAUGUAAUGUAUAAUGUCCAAUUACUGAGUGAAAGAGAAGAGAAAUGCACAACAUUUUUUAGACCGCAAAUCGCUGGUGCUUCCUCCGUUCGCUCUAGCAUCACUGCUAGAAAAAAUGUUGCCACUGUCCAGAUCUUGAUCCGUGCGCCAGGUUUCAAAAGUAGGCCACUGACCCUUACACGGCCCCUGAGAUAAGCGAUAACAUGCAAAUACAUGCAGUAAUCAUCAGUUUGACAUCAGCGUGUAUUUAGGAGGCUUUACUGGAAAUGACGUUUAUAAACACUUGCAUCUUUCCAAGAAGUUGGAAAUCUCUUCUCCUACUCCCUUUCCUCAUCUUGUUGGCUGGAGAAAGCUGAAACUGACACAGACCUGUCAAGGUCUACAUCAAUGUUGAAUAUCAGAUAAGCUGUUUGAACCUUUAACCCUUUGAGCACUCUGAAAACGGCCGCACUGUUUCACAAAACGAUGGUGUUCCCAAUGACUCUGAACUUACCGCAACUGUUUUGUGAGAGACUAAUGGCAAUAAAAUGAAUGGCAGGGAAGAUGUCAUAGCUAGAUAUUUAAAUUAGAUAUUCAUGCCAGUAAAACUCCAAUGAUGUCAGAAACUAUAUACGGUACAUAAAUUAAGCACCAUUUUAGGAUUAAAAAAAAAAUGCUCACACUAAAAGAAAAGAUCUUUGUAUGUUCCUAAAAAGAACUAAUAAUAGGACACAUUCUUGAAGUACCACAGAGAUGCACAAAGGGUUAACAAAAAGACUAUGGCCUGGAAAGGCCAGUAUCCAUUUGUAUUUUUUCCUUUUUUGCACAUUUUUGAGAUAUUUAAAUAUCAGUAUUUUAAUUUUUCUCCAAGUGCCUUUUAUUAUAGUUGAAAUUUAGAUGUAAUACAGUAUAUGAGAAUAAAUAUAUAUAUAAAUAAAUAUAUAUUUUUUC